Dendrobium catenatum is the source of this 2170-nucleotide messenger RNA. RefSeq names its product aspartic proteinase PCS1-like. The record is from RefSeq and is a predicted model, not a curated record. Gene Ontology annotation, molecular function: aspartic-type endopeptidase activity. Bases 1 to 1869 code for a protein of 622 amino acids. Gene Ontology annotation, biological process: proteolysis. Lineage: Eukaryota; Viridiplantae; Streptophyta; Magnoliopsida; Asparagales; Orchidaceae. The transcript has 4 exons.
AUGGGUAGGGCUGGCACGGGCAACGACGUGUCCGGCUGGCGGGUCCGCCGCCGUAUGGAAACAUUGGAGCUUAAUGUGCCGGUACGUGCGAAAACAAGGGGGGCGACGUGGCCGGCGAAGAAGCUUCUGGAGAUGAUAGCAGUGACACGCGUAUUGUUUGUCAACCUAAAACCGACCUGUGAGGGUUAUCGAGUUGACCAGACCCGACCUGGGAGAGCCUUCGACUAUGGGGUGCGAUGCGACUGUUACUGUGAGCCUGUGAGGUUGCGACCAGUGCGGCAAUGCGGCUCCAAGGUUAUACGUGAGGUGGCUGUGCAACGUGACCGGUGUGGCAGGGCGGCUCCGGGGAAGGAGGAUGAGAACUCCUUAUUCUUUAUGCUAGCACUGUCAUUACCUUCAAAUUUGCACUCGCCACCAUCACCAUUUUCCUCCACCAAAUGCCUUGUCUUCCUUCUCCCCGUUACACCUGUGUUGUGCACCUCAUUUCAUUUCACAUCAUUUUGUCGUCAUUUUACCCUUGCUUCUGCUAUUUAUACGACCACACCCUCAUUUCUCUCUCUUCAAUCGCGAAUAAUGGCAUUUUCUCCUUCCUCUGCUCCAGGGCUCUUUCCACUUCUUGUUGCGGUCAUUGUUAUCCUACAGCUCCAAUCCUAUGAAACAGAGGCGGGAGGCUUGGCUUUACCUCUUCGAACCCGAAAGCUGCAAUCUUUGUCGAUCCCUCAGCCGCCCAACAAGCUCCGGUUCCACCGAAACGUAAGCCUCACCGUCACCCUCGCCGUAGGCACCCCUCCACAGAACGUCACCAUGGUUCUCGACACUGGAAGCGAGCUCUCAUGGCUUCUCUGUGACAACGGACCACUUUCCAAGUUCCGCCCGACGGCUUCCUCCUCUUACACCCCCAUCCCCUGUUCCUCCCCAACCUGCAAGUCCCAAACGAGAGACCUUCCCAAUCUAAGCACCUGCGACUCCGCCACACACAACUGUCACGUCUCUCUUAGCUACGCCGAUGCCUCCACUGCCGAGGGCACGCUCGUCUCCGACCUCUUCCUCGUCGGCAGCCAGCCCGCUCGCCGCACGGCCUUUGGUUGCAUGUCCUCCGCCUUCUCUGCCGCCGCUGGUGAUACGACGGCAGCCGGCAUGCUUGGAAUGAACCGUGGUGCUCUUUCCUUCAUCGCUCAGACCAACACCCCUCGCUUCUCCUAUUGCAUCUCCGACCGCGAUGCCGGUGUUCUCCUCCUCGGAACCGCCAACCUCCUCCAUCUCAAUUACACUCCGCUCGUCCAAAUCUCCCUCCCACUCCCAUACUUCGAUCGCGUCGCCUACUCCGUCCAAUUAGAAACCAUACGCGUCGGAGCUAAAACCCUUCCAAUCCCCAAAUCAGUUCUUCUCCCAGACCACACCGGCGCCGGACAGACCAUGGUGGAUUCCGGCACUCAGUUCAGCUUCCUGCUAGGUCAGGCUUAUGAAAUCUUAAAAGAUGAGUUUUUGAGACAGACCAAGGGCGUUCUGACGCCGGAGCCAGGGUAUGUGUUUCAGGGGGCGUUCGAUAUGUGCUUCAGGGCGACGGCCGUGGCUGCGGCUGCGGCAGUACGGCGUAUCCCGGCGGUGGUGUUGGGAUUCCAAGGGGCGGAAGUGGCGGUCGACGGCGAGCGAUUGUUGUACCACGUGGAAGGGGAGAGGAGGGGAAAUAACGAGGGUGUAUGGUGCUUCACGUUUGGUAAUUCGGAUUUGGUGCCCAUGGAAGCGUACGUCAUAGGCCACCACCACCAACAAAAUGUUUGGGUCGAGUACGAUCUCCAGAACAAUCGGGUCGGGUUCGCCCCGGUUCGAUGCGACCUCGCAAGCCGAAAGCUAGGUGUGAUGCUGUAGUAGUACAUUGGAAGUUGGUUCGAUUUAAUGCAAUCUAUCUGUUGAUGAAAGGAAGAAGGAGAAGGGUGGGGUUGGAUAUACGCGUCUGUGGUAGUUGUAACUUGUAAUGGGCUCGGGUAUAUUUAUAGUGGGAAUUGUACAUUAAUUUUAGGGGUAAAUCUGUAAUAUAAGGUGAAAUAUUACUAAGUUUUGUUCCAUAGGGGACCAAAAUUUUUAAUUUUGUCGUGAAAUAGAAAUGUGAUAAGUUUUGUAGCCAAUACGACUAUUUUUGAAAUGGAAAAUGCUUUACAGCUUGAAAUCA